This is a messenger RNA of Trichoderma citrinoviride, 1347 nucleotides long. RefSeq lists its product as hypothetical. The record is from RefSeq and is a predicted model, not a curated record. The transcript has 2 exons. Bases 1 to 1347 code for a protein of 448 amino acids. Lineage: Eukaryota; Fungi; Ascomycota; Sordariomycetes; Hypocreales; Hypocreaceae.
AUGGCGUACGGCGGCUCUUAUACCGCCUCGUUCAACCCGGCAAUGUCGAGCAGCGAGUCCUUCGGCAGCGGCCUCCUCGCCUCGUCCAUCUCCUCCCUGUCGUCGUCCGGAUCGAAGCGCAUCUCGCCCGUGUCCAAGACAUACCGACAAGCCUCCACCCUGUUCCUGACGCGUCGCCUGCCCGAGGCGCUCAGCACGCUGCGUCCGAUCAUCACGCCGCCCAGCUCGGCGGACGACGGCGAGCCGGUCCCCGUGGCCAAGUCGUCGCGCGGGACCAGGAUCAAGGUCUGGAGCCUGUACUUGACGCUUCUGAAUGCAAUUGUCGAGCUGGAGCCUGAAGAGGGUAAAGAGGCGUUUGGCAAUCAGGAGUGGAGGGCGCUGUGCACCAAGGUGCGGGAUGGAUCCAUCUGGGAGGAGGUGGUCAAGAAUGGUUACCACGGCGUCGAAGGAGACGUUGAUGCCGAUGUGGUGAUCAAUCUGGCGACGCUGCUGCUUGCGCAUGCCCGCGACCAGAGUCUGAACCAGAAGAUGCUGGAAAACUUCCUCGCCUCGUCAAACAUUCCCAACCUUGACCUGAACGACUUCACGGCGCCGUCGCGUCGCUACCAAUCUCCCGCCAGAAGGGCCAAUGGCGCGAAUACCCCGGGAGAUCUCAACUCGCGAGUCAAGCUCCUGGAGCUAUACACUCUUCACGUCCUCCCCCAAAACAACGAGUGGGACUAUGCUCGUGAGUUCAUCAGCGUGAGCGCCGUGCUCGAUGAGGAGCGCAAAGAGGCGUUCCUGCAAGCUCUGCAAAGCCUGCAGGAGGAGCAAGAGGAACACGAGAGACAAGAGCGGGAAGAGCGCAAACGACAGGAGGAGCAGCUGCAAAAGGACAUUGCCGAGGCAAAGCGGCUCAAGGCCGAGAAUGAAGAGAAGGAACGGAAACGACUCGACGAGGAGCGGCAGCUUCGGGAGACCAGCGAGGGCGACUACGGCAUCGAACAGACGCCCAGCUUUAGCGGAGUAGGGAGAGCACAGCCGCCCGGGUCACCCCAGAACAGCGUUGCGCGCCCUCCACGCCCAACGGGCAAAUCGCGAGCCAAGGGCACGACUGCCUCUGGGUCCACGACCAUUACGGCUCGGGCCACCAUGAUCCUGUCGCGGUUCCGCCACCUGUUUGAGAGCCUCGCCAGCUCUGUCAAGGGCAACCCGGCGGUGAUUACGAGGCUGCUGGUCUUCACCAUGGGCUUGCUCAUCAUGCUGGGCCACAAGGCCACGAGACAGCGGCUGGAGCAGAUUGUGGGAAAGGCCUGGGCAAAAGUGGCAGCAACGGUAGGGAUGGGCACCAAGGUCAGUUACAUCUAG